AGAAACAAUUGUUAUAUUAAAGAAUCUAAAGAAUUCAUUUAUAAAACUAACAAUAAUAAUAACACUAUUAUCUUUGCUAUUACUUUAACAGAAAUUAUUUUAUUUUAUUUUAUUUGUUGUUGAAAUAAAAGAAAUUAAAGAAAUAUGAAUGAUUCUUUCCUAGAAGACUUGGAAUUAGUAUCUACUGAUGUUAAAACUGUAAAUGCUUAUUCAGUAGAUCGUCACAUAACAACAAGGAAUGCAACAUCUUCUCCUUUGCAACAAUUGCGGCCAAAUAGGGGAGAGAAUGUGCAAUCUGAAAAACAACCUAAGAAAGAAUUGAAUACAAGAGAUGUAAAAAAAUUGUCUGAACAUGAUACAAAAAAACAACAAAUAAGAAUAAAAACAUCUGAAAGAAAAGAUAAACUCGUUGAAUCAAAAUUGAAACCAAUUGAGAAUAAGGUGAAAAGUGAUGGAAAAGAACAAGAUGUUCAAGAUGAGAGUAAAACAAAGAAUAAAGAAUCAAGAAUAAGAAUUUCUGAAAGCAAGAUAAUAGUGAAAGAUAAAGUACGCCGUUCUGGAAGUAGUAAGGAAAAUGUCCAAACCUCAGAUGUAUUUGCCAAGGAAAAUAAUAGGCCUCCAGAUUACUCAAAAGAAGGAACUUCCCAAGUGGAAGAAAAAACUAAGGAAAAAACAAAAACUCAUGAUAUUAGAAAAGUAGAAUCUAGAGAAAUUGAUCCUGUUGCACUUCUUAAUGCCAUUAAGGAUAUUGUGAGUAUAUGCACAAAACAGGAAAGCACAAAAAUUUUAAAAGCAAUGCAAGAAUUGCAUAUUAACUCUCAAGCAAAUCUGAUUAAACAUUUGUUGUGUCAAACAGAUGACAUAAUUAAUGAAAUGCAUCCUAGUAAAGAAUCAAAUAGAGUGAAAAGUUUAAUUGCACAAAAUGAAAGAUUACAAGAGGAUAUUGUUAUGUUACAAAAAAGAAAUGAAGAACUUAACAAGAAGAUGGAAGAGUUUGAAUUCUUAAAACAGGAGAAUAUUGCAUUGAAAUUGAAAUGUAAGGAAUUGUCUAAACAAUAGCAAAAAUGUACACUUUUCUGAUUCUGUGUAUUCAGAAUUUGUCCAUGAAAAGUACCAUUCCACUGUUGUUGUUAUUCUGUAAUUAUCAAAUAUCAUUAAUAUAUUAUUAAUUAUCAAUUAUUAAUACUAUAUGAAAUGAACAGAUUUGCAAAAUUCUCGAAAUAAAAAAAAAAUAAUACUAAUAUAUACAU
Messenger RNA from Apis laboriosa (Himalayan honeybee), 1250 nucleotides. Its product is annotated as protein CROWDED NUCLEI 2-like. Lineage: Eukaryota; Metazoa; Arthropoda; Insecta; Hymenoptera; Apidae. The coding region runs from base 145 to 1059 and encodes 304 amino acids. The record is from RefSeq and is a predicted model, not a curated record. The transcript has a single exon.